AUGGCCGCCAAAUCGGACGGACCCGCCGCAACCUCGGCUUCCGCGUGCGCGCGCGAUAAGGAGCCCGAGGCGCGUUGUGUCCUCGCGGGACCGGAAGAGCACCAGGACCGCUCCCGGCGGCACGCGCUGCUCGACUGCUGCUGGGUGCUGUGCGCGCUGCUCGUCUUCUUCUGCGACGGCGCCACGGACGUGUGGCUCUCGGCCGACUACUACGCGCGCGGAGACUCCUGGUGGUUCGCCCUGACGCUGCUGUUCGCCGCGCUGCCCUCCGCCGUGGUGCAGGUGCUCAGCUUCCGCUGGUUCGUCUACGACUACACGGUGGAGACGGAAGAGGAUGCGGCGCUUACGGCGCGCUCGCGGAGCCGGAGGUUCCGGUGCUGCCGAGCAUGCAUGUGGACCUUCCAGUCCCUCGUGCACAUCCUGCAGCUGGGCCAGAUGUGGAGGUACAUUCACACGCUGUACCUGGGCGUGCAGAACCACUGGUAUCGCCACUGCUACUGGCGCCUGAUGUUUGAAACGGCUGAUGUGAACAUGUUGAGGCUGCUGGAGGCUUUUCUGAAGAGCGCACCACAGCUUGUCCUACAGCUCAGCAUCAUGAUCCACAGCAAACACGUCCUGCCACUACAGGGUCUCUCCACCUCUGCCUCUUUGGUCUCCUUGGCGUGGAUGAUUGCCUCCUACCAGAAGGUCCUUCGUGACUCCAGAGAUGACAAGCUACCCAUGUCCUACAAGGCAGUGAUUGUGCAAAUGCUGUGGCACCUGUUCACCAUUGGUGCACGUACCAUUGCCUUUGCGCUCUUCGCCUCUGUCUUCCAGCUGUACUUUGGUAUUUUUGUUGUGGCUCACUGGUGCGCCAUGACCUUCUGGAUCAUCCAAGGUGAGACGGACUUCUGCAUGUCCAAGUGGGAAGAGAUCAUUUACAACAUGGUUGUAGGCAUCAUCUACAUCUUCUGCUGGUUCAAUGUCAAGGAGGGUCCAGCACGAUGCCGCCUGGCCACAUACUACUGUGUGAUUUUGGUGGAGAAUGCGGCCCUUACGGCCACCUGGUAUGCAUACAGGGGCCCACACACCUCAGACUUCUAUGCCCUUAUCAUUGUGUGUGUGGUAGUAUGCAGCUAUGCCUUGGGAACCUUUUUUAUGUUUGUCUACUACUGCCUGCUCCAUCCUGAUGGCCCAAUUCUGGGUUCACAGUGGAGCUGCAUGGAGGAAGGAAUGGGUGCAAUAGGACUCGGAGGUGUGGGGGAUCUGGGGACGCCUCUGCCCCAAACAGAUGUUGUCACAAGUCCCCCAAGAACCUUGCAGAGGACUAAGGAUGGGGAACGGGAACAAGGAGACAAGGAGAGUUGCUUGCCUGUUUUUCAGGUGAGGUCCAUCAGUGUGGCUCCUGCACCUUCUCCCCGAACACCAAAAACUGAGGGUCCUGUUAUCCGCAUUGACCUGCCCAGGAAAAGCUACCCAGCCUGGGAUGCACACUUCAUUGACCGCCGGUUGAGAAAAGCCAUCUUGGUGCUGGAGAAUACAUCACCAGUGACGCCACGGAUCCAGUACCGCAGUCUUGGCAGCCCCAAAGAGGUGAUGGAGUACGAGACUACUGUGUAGUUGCAAUUCCUGACCUCAUAUCAGCAGGGACUUCGCCUGUGACUCUGCAUCUCUGUGUAGAGAAGCAAUGAAGAGUAAGGCAAUGCUGGGAGAAUCCCAGAAUACAAUUGGUGCUCUGAGGCAUGUGUGUGCAUGGGACAUGGGUCAUUGGCUUUGCCUGGAAAUUAUCAUCUGUUCUGAAAACUUGUAUUUCAGAAAAUACAAAUGGAACAUGAGUGAGGUUAGAAGUUAAAGGUCAAAAAGUUCAGUGAGUAAAGGGUUGACUGUAAAUGAGAAUGAUAUUCAAGAAUAAGACCACAAUGCCAGCCAUAAGUACUGAUCUGAAAAGAAGGGUGAUGCCUGUCCAUAGAUGUUUUGAUGAUGUGCAUGGACGUGAUGAUGAGGAUGAUGAUAAAUGCUCUACUCUUGCUUGCGAG
Molecule: messenger RNA, 2015 nt
Organism: Neoarius graeffei (lesser salmon catfish)
Lineage: Eukaryota; Metazoa; Chordata; Actinopteri; Siluriformes; Ariidae
Gene: xkr7b
Product: XK, Kell blood group complex subunit-related family, member 7b
Exons: 4
Coding region: 1-1599 (532 amino acids)
Biological process (GO): engulfment of apoptotic cell; apoptotic process involved in development; phosphatidylserine exposure on apoptotic cell surface
Cellular component (GO): plasma membrane
Source: RefSeq, a predicted model, not a curated record